Molecule: messenger RNA, 2141 nt
Organism: Peromyscus eremicus (cactus mouse)
Lineage: Eukaryota; Metazoa; Chordata; Mammalia; Rodentia; Cricetidae
Product: zinc finger protein 300-like
Exons: 7
Coding region: 366-1751 (461 amino acids)
Biological process (GO): regulation of transcription by RNA polymerase II
Molecular function (GO): RNA polymerase II cis-regulatory region sequence-specific DNA binding; DNA-binding transcription factor activity, RNA polymerase II-specific
Source: RefSeq, a predicted model, not a curated record
GGACAGUGCGUGACCAAACCAGAGCACAUCUUUAAGUGGGAGCUUAGAUUCGGGCCAUGGACCACAGCAGAAGCCUCAACUCGAUACCUCCCAGGUCUGCUUCAUACUGGCUCAUCCUGGAAUUCUCUUUUGUGGAUGUUGUGAAUCCCAGGUUUGAAUCCUAGUCUUGCAUGAACAGAGACCCCUGACUGUUAAAGGAGAUGGAACUGUGCCUCUGUCCCUGUCACAGGUGACAUCAUCGUAGGAGAUCUUUCUGGGAUUUCAUCUAAAGCACUGUGGGUCAUCUAAUGCUGCUUCUGCUUCCCAAUGACAUGCUGCUCCCUUGAGAACCAUAGUGAGGACGCUGGGUGUCCUGGAACCCGGAAAUGGUGCUGGUGUCAUUUGAGGACGUAGCCGUGGACUUCACCUGGGAGGAGUGGCAGGGCCUGGAUGCUGCCCAGAGGACCCUCUACAAGGACGUGAUGCUGGAGAACUACAGCAGCCUGGUGUCCCUGGGGCACUGCAUGACCAAACCUGAGUUGAUCUUCAACUUAGAGCAUGGGCUUGGGCCGUGGAACACAGCAGAUGCCUCAGUCUGGAACCUCUCAGGUGUCAACAAAAUGAGUAGCCUGGUUGAGACCAGCCGGAAAAAUGGAGACAGACAUUUCUGGCAAAUUGAAAUCAACAGCAAUACAUCAAAUGAAGAACUUGUUGAAGCAGAACUAAAGAUCCAUGAAGAAAUCCACCGAGGGACAAAAUCCUAUGAAUGCGAAGUAUGUUUGGAAGCCUUUUACCUGAAGCCACACUAUAGCAAAAAUCAGAGCUAUCACACAUGCGAGAAUCCAUAUGACUGUAAGGAGUGUAGACAAGCUUUCUAUUCUAAGUCUACCUUCAGUCGAUAUCAGCGGCUCGAGAGAGGGGAGAAACCCCACGCAUGUCUAGAGUGUGGGAAGACCUUCUAUUGCAAGUCACACCUCACUGUGCAUCAGAGGACUCACACAGGCGAGAAGCCCUACGACUGUAAAGAGUGCAGGAAAGCUUUCUACAGCAAGUCACAGCUCAAUGUCCACCUGAGAAUUCAUACAGGGGAGAAGCCUUAUGAAUGUAAAGACUGUAGAAAAGCCUUCUACCGAAAUUCUGACCUCACUGUGCAUCAGAGGACUCACACAGGCGAGAAGCCCUAUGAAUGUAAAGUAUGCAAUAAAGCUUUCUACUGCAAUUCACAGCUCACUGUCCAUCACAGGACUCACACAGGCGAGAAGCCCUACGAAUGUCAGGUAUGCAAUAAAGCUUUCUACUGCAAGUCACAACUCGCUGUCCAUCAUAGGACUCACACAGGCGAGAAGCCGUAUGAAUGUAAAGAAUGCAGGAAGGCAUUCCAGUGCAGGUCAGACCUCACUCGACAUCGGAGAACUCAUACUGGUGAGAGACCGUAUGAAUGUAACGAGUGCAGAAAAGCUUUCUAUCGCAAGUCAGACCUCACUGUGCAUCAGAGGACUCAUACAGGUGAGAAGCCCUAUGAAUGUAAAGAAUGCAGGAAAGCUUUCUACUGUAACUCACAACUCACUGUACAUCAAAGACAUCACACAGGUGAGAAGCCUUAUGAAUGUAAAGACUGUGGGAAAGCCUUUCAGUGCAAGUAUGAACUCACUCGACAUCAGAGAACACACACAGGUGAGAAACCUUACGUAUGUCUAGAAUGCAAGAAAGCUUUCUAUACCAAGUCAGAUCUCACUCGGCAUCUGAAAACACAUGCAGGUGGCAAACCCUGAAUAUAAACAGUACAGAAAAGCUUGACACAAUAGGUCAGGCCCUAACUGGCAUCAGAGAACACACAUAAAAUCUUUUUAUCAUAAAAUUAGACCUUACUUAAUAUCAGUGAAUUCAUACAGAUGCAAAAAACCCAUGAAAAUAAAGUGAGAAAGCUCCCUGCUUUAGCUCAUUUCCAUGUACAGACCAGUAAAUUUAGGGAAUGUGAGAAGACUUCAUGUGGUUAAAUCCCAUGUGACAUCAUGUAGUAUGUACAGGUGAAUGGCCUUUUGAAUAUAAAGAAUGCUAGAACACUUUUUUAAACCAUAAAGUGCAUCCAGUGGGCAGGAGAGCUCCUACAGGUAGACUUUAUCAAUAUGUAUAACACAGAAAACUUGAUACCUAAGUCAGAC